Merops nubicus (carmine bee-eater) is the source of this 258-nucleotide messenger RNA. Its product is annotated as lysM and putative peptidoglycan-binding domain-containing protein 4-like. The record is from RefSeq and is a predicted model, not a curated record. NCBI's taxonomy places the organism in Eukaryota, Metazoa, Chordata, Aves, Coraciiformes, Meropidae. The transcript has a single exon. The annotation marks the transcript as partial.
AUGAGGCUGCAUGAGAAGCGGAGCCGGUCCUUCCAGGCUCCCGUGGCCGUGCGCAGCUCCCCGGGCAGGCAGGUGUUCGUCUUCCCCAGCGGCCGCUCCGACUCGGAGGAGUCCUCGGAGGAGGAGCUGAACGCGACUGCGCUGCGGCCCCGGGGCAGGGAGCAGCCGCCCCCCCGCCCCGCCGGCACGGUGCUGCUGGAGAGGGAGCUCACAGAGGGGGACAGCCUGAACAAGCUGGCCCUGCAGUACGGGUGUAAA